CCGCAGCAGCCGCAGAAGGCGGGCGGCAGCGAGCAUGGAGCGCGAGCUGGAGGCGCUGACCGCCCGGCCCGCGCACCCGGCGGAGCCGCCCUUCCAGGCGCUGGUGGAGGCGGCGGGCGGCCAAGGGCAGGUGCUGCUGGUGGGCGAGCUGUGGGAGCGCGAGCAGAGCCGCACGCUGCUGUGGGACUUCGCCCGGGCGGUGUUCCCACCCCAGCAAGCCCCGGGCAAGCCGGGAGACGCGGCGGUGCCGGGCACCGGGCCCGGGGCGCCGGGGGCGCAGAAGGCGCCCAGGAUGGCGGGGGCGCGCGCCUUCCGCUCGCCGCUGGUCUUCGUGCUGUGCCGCGCGUCGUCGCUGGCCGCCCGGCAGCCGCGGCGCCACCUGCGGGAGAUGCUGCGGGACGUGCGUGGCCGGCGCCGGGCCGGGGCGGCGCUGGUCGGGGUGCUUGUGGCCGAGGCCGAGCGGGAGGACGAGGUGGCCCCGGAGCUUCGGGUUCUGGAGGCGUUGCUGCGCACCGUGUUCGGCCGCCAGGCUGGGGGCCCAGUACAAGCGGCCGCCUACUGUCCCGGCCACCCGGCCUCCAGUCUGGCCGUCCAGGAGGCCGCCUGCAGGGCUCUGCAAGCCGCAGGGCCAGCGCGACCAGAUGGAGCCUGGGAGAGACCUGGCCUCCCAGCUCUGCUGGCGUGCUUUUCCUGGGGUCCUUGGAGCCGGGGGAAGGAUGCAGAUGCCAGCCCCCCAGCUGAGGGUGACUGCCAGGACCCCGAGGAGGAGCUGGCACUGACAGCCGUGUAUCCCAACGGAGACUGUGAGGAGACUGGAAAGGGGUCAGGAGCCUGGGAUGGAGUUGCCCCCGCUCCCGCUGAGCCCACUGGAGACUUGAGAUGAAAGGCGGACCCCUGGCUGCCCGAGCUCUAACCUGCAGAUCAGAGGCUGGCUCCUUUCACUGAGCUGCCCGGCCUCCACGUUGACCUUGGGAUGGUGGUAACUACUAAGGUGCCACCUGCCGGGAGGCUGUUGCAUUGACAACCAGGCAGAUGCCAGCCAGGCCGCAGGACUUACUAAGCUAAGCUGGACCUUGGAAAAUGUAUCCUGGGGAACCUGCCCCCCACCUCGUGUUUGCUCACUCUCUGGUCACAGUGGGGUUAUUUUUUCUCUGUGUGCCUCGAUUUCUCUAUGCCACUGAGACAGAUGGCUAUGUACUUGGAAGUUCUGCUGUGCUGUGGCAUCCUGGGGCUGUUUGCAGGAACAUCCAUCAUUUCAAGGGCAGCUGGGCCAGAAGUCAUCAGAUCUGAGAAGGUAGCCAUGGACUUGUCACCUGUCACUCAGCCUUUGGGGCUUCUGUUUCUCAAAGGCGUAAAAGCACUGUCAGCCAAGUGGCUCUCAACUAGGGGCCAGGCUGCCCCUCCUGGCAGCACUGGAAGUGUGUGUGUGUGUGUGUGUGUGUGUGUGUGUGUGUGUGUGUGUGUUUGGAGAGUCACUGCAACUGUGGGCUACCCCUGGCAUUUCAUGGGCAUCUCACAAUGUGCAGGACAGUUCCAGCAGCAUAGAAUUAUUCCAUUCAAAGUGCCAAGCGUGGCAACUUUGAGAAACCCUGAAUGAGACAAUCUCCUCCCCAUUAAAAUCUAGGAAGAGUCCCCAGAGCAGAGAGUGUUGGCCUUUCUGGGACCGUGGCUCCCAGAGCAAGCCAAGACAAAGACACACUGCCACCCUGGGGGCCUGUUGGGCCAGAGCCAAGAUGGUCCACAUGCUGCAGGCCCAGGACAUUAACUAGCUUUGCACAUCUAUGAGAAAAAAAGGGCCAUCUUUCUUUUUCUUGUUGACAUUGACUUUCUGUGCCAAGGUCUUUGAGAAUAAAGAUGCUAGGAACUGGA
Messenger RNA from Phacochoerus africanus (Common warthog), 1869 nucleotides. It is a transcript of the gene C3H2orf72, whose product is annotated as chromosome 3 C2orf72 homolog. NCBI's taxonomy places the organism in Eukaryota, Metazoa, Chordata, Mammalia, Artiodactyla, Suidae. The transcript has 3 exons. The coding region runs from base 35 to 883 and encodes 282 amino acids. The record is from RefSeq and is a predicted model, not a curated record.